Molecule: messenger RNA, 1554 nt
Organism: Parastagonospora nodorum SN15
Lineage: Eukaryota; Fungi; Ascomycota; Dothideomycetes; Pleosporales; Phaeosphaeriaceae
Exons: 4
Coding region: 1-1554 (517 amino acids)
Biological process (GO): proteolysis
Cellular component (GO): fungal-type vacuole
Molecular function (GO): aspartic-type endopeptidase activity
Source: RefSeq, a predicted model, not a curated record
AUGAGUAGCAUUAAGCCCCUUGCCUAUCCACUCGUGGUAGAAAGUUCUGGUCGGUGGCUAGGGAACGAUGGUGACUGGUCAUCAUUCUACGUCCAUGUUGGCACUCCGCCUCAGGUAUUCCAGGUGCUACCAUCUCUCAGCGCGCAAACUUUAUAUCUACCUCUGGACAAGGAUUGUGGACGCUUCAACAUAAGUGACUGCGGCGAACUCCGCGGCGUUGAAGUAUGGGCGUCGAAGCUUAGUGAUGGAUUCCAUCCACAAAACUCCACGACGUGGCACGAGCUAGGAGUCUACGGCAUUGGCGUAGGUGAAGUCUUCAGACUCAAUGGGAACGGUAUCUUUGGAAACGACACGGCUGGUCUGGAUACGAGUGGUGUGAUCGAUCCGGUCAAUUUGGAGAACCAUCCAAUCAUGGCAUACACGACUUCGGACAUGUGGAUCGGGGUAUUGGGUUUGUCGCCACACACAAUGAACAUUAGCGACACUGUGCGGCCCCGCUCAUUUUUAAAUCAGUUGAAGGAAAAAGGCCAUAUUCCCAGUCUAUCGUUUGGAUACCAAGCUGGCGCGUACCACCGCUUCACACACGUUCCUGGAUCGUUAGUACUUGGUGGCUAUGACCGCUCUCGGAUCUCUGGUCCUACUCUUCGUCUGUCAGCAGAAUCCGACAUCAUCGUCGGUCUUCAGGGUAUCACGUCGACUUUGCCAAAUGGAACCACCAACAGUCUACUCGCUACUGGUAUUAUUGCAACAAUCGACACCGCCGUUUCGGAACUUUGGCUUCCACCAUCGGUUUGCGAUGCUUUCGCGUUGGCACUUGGACUGACGUACUUCGAGGCAGCUGAUCGGUACGUUUUGACUAACGCCGCACAUUCAGCUUUGCUAGCGGCACCACCAUCUUUCAAUUUUACCAUUGGUGUUUCAACCAGUGGCGGGGAUAUCAUCAUAAUCGAAAUACCGUAUGCGGCUUUUGACUUGAAAGCGAAAGCUUACUUCCCCCUCCGACGCGCCGCAAACGAAACACAAUACGCGCUUGGUAGGGUGUUCAUGCAGGAGAUCUACUUAUCAGUAGACUCAGAGCGAGAAGAAUUUAAUAUUAGUCAAGCGGUGUUCAAGUCGCCCAUGCCAGAGUCGGACUUGGUAACGAUUCUGCCGAAGAUUGGUACAAGCGACCUCAAGCCUCCGCAUCCUUAUACCGGCGAAAUACUACCGAUAGGUGCAAUCAUUGGAAUUGUAGUAGGGAUCGUGAUCCUGGCACUCUUUUUGAUGAGCCUUGGUUGGUGGUUUUGGCGACGGAGGAGUGGUGCGAAAGGGUUGGUGACUAGUUUCUCGCCCGAGACACUAGAUUCGGAAGGGAAGAAGGAUCUCGAACUCGACAGCGAAGUCAUUUCUGAAAUGCAUGCGCCGCACGGACAAAGCGAGAUGUUUCUCGGUGGGAUAGUGAGACAGGUCAACACGGAAUUGGUAGAAGCAGGCGGCGGGCCACUGAGGUUUGAACUGUCGUCUGUAGUCGAAGUUCAACACAGCGCUGGGAUAGGGCCAGGAAGAAUGAGGUAG